This is a messenger RNA of Asparagus officinalis (garden asparagus), 682 nucleotides long. RefSeq names its product 26S protease regulatory subunit 7A-like. The transcript has 3 exons. The coding region runs from base 137 to 400 and encodes 87 amino acids. The record is from RefSeq and is a predicted model, not a curated record. Lineage: Eukaryota; Viridiplantae; Streptophyta; Magnoliopsida; Asparagales; Asparagaceae.
AAAGGGCAGAUCUUUUCGGGGAGCACCAAACCCUGUUCGGAGCUCCGAUAACAGAGAGAAAGAGGCCCGAUCUUCUUCUCCCGACGGCAGAGCGAAGAGGAAGAGAUCCGACCUUCGUCUUCUUUCGAUAGCUUCAAUGGCUCCCGAACCCGAAGAGUUGAACGAGAAGAACCCUCCUCCCCUGGACGAGGACGAUAUCGCCCUUCUCAAAACCUACGGGCUCUGGCCGUACUCGGCGAGCAUCGAAAAAGCGGAGAAGGAAAUAAAGGAGAUGGCCAAGAAAGUCAUGGACUUAUGCGGAGAAAGAUCUGUAUUUGAACACGGUAAAAUCUGGAAGCAAGCGGUUAACAAAGCAACCAUUAGAUCUUCAUCUACAAAUGCUUCUAAGAGACUGCACUGAGCAAUUAGAUUUAUUUACUUUUGAGCGCUUUCUUUUAGUGGAAUUAGUCCAAGCAUGUUUCCAGCUGCUCUCGGCCGGGUCAGAAGAGUCCAUGAAAAAUAACCAGUAUACUCUUGGUUCUCACGGAACUGUAAGUGUCCUCAUUGUUAGGUUUGUGUAAUCAUUCAAAACUCAGUCAAACGUGCAGAUUUUUUGUACUUGUGCGAUACUUUGCUAAAGAGUGCAACCGUGUGAUGUUACAUAUAUGAAUCAAUGCGUUAUUUUCCCUCAAGGAAAGCAUUA